AUGCCUACCGUCUACGCGAAGCUGGGUUCUGCGACGCCUUUCACCAAAUAUGAGGUCCAUCUACCCUGGCGACUACGGGAGUCAUCAUCUCAAGAUCCAUACCGCCGGAUUCUUGACCCUAAGAUUGCCACUGCUCUUCGUGGUAGGCCUAAGAACACUUCGCAGCCUGUGCCUGCGAGACUGGCUAUCGGCGGGAACAGCCAAAGCGUGAGUCAAUUGACCAGCCUGCCGGCAAGCCAGCCCACAGGCGUAAACGAGGUCGGCCAGCGGGAAGUCGAAAUAAAUCCACACUCGCCAGGCUUUCGCAAGAAGCAAGCCAAGCGAGUAACACGCAGGCAAGUAUUCAGGUCAGCAUAUCGACCCAGCGCCAGACACGUAGUCAGUCAGCUACCCUUGGAUCUGGAAGAACAACAGGAAUUCGUGCCAGCGGUCGGAGGACGCAACCUAGCAUCCGGAGGACAAGGAGUCAAUGGGAGCUAG
Messenger RNA from Ilyonectria robusta, 480 nucleotides. RefSeq lists its product as uncharacterized. The coding region runs from base 1 to 480 and encodes 159 amino acids. The record is from RefSeq and is a predicted model, not a curated record. Lineage: Eukaryota; Fungi; Ascomycota; Sordariomycetes; Hypocreales; Nectriaceae. The transcript has 2 exons.